Debaryomyces hansenii CBS767 is the source of this 1017-nucleotide messenger RNA. RefSeq names its product NADPH:quinone reductase. Lineage: Eukaryota; Fungi; Ascomycota; Pichiomycetes; Serinales; Debaryomycetaceae. The record is from RefSeq and is a predicted model, not a curated record. Gene Ontology annotation, molecular function: quinone reductase (NADPH) activity; zinc ion binding. Gene Ontology annotation, biological process: cellular response to oxidative stress. Bases 1 to 1017 code for a protein of 338 amino acids. The transcript has a single exon. Gene Ontology annotation, cellular component: cytoplasm.
AUGUCUACAAAUGAUCUCCCAAGUACUCAAAAAGUAGUUUUAUUUGAAGAGAAUAGUGAUUCUGUUGAUGUUAUAAAAUAUACAGACUUCGACACCCCAAAGAUUGCCGCCCCUAACGAAAUCAUUAUUAAGAAUAAGUUUGCUGGUGUGAACUUUAUUGAUUCAUACUUCCGUAAGGGAAUCUACCCAUCCCAAAAACCUCAUAUAUUUGGUAGGGAGGCAGUUGGGGUAGUUGCUGCAGUUGGUGAUAAGGUAACCAAAUUUUCUGUUGGAGACAAGGUAGCCUACUUAUCGGGAUCGACGUUUGCUCAGUAUACCAAGUUGACAGAUUCUUAUGUUCAGAUCUUGAAAUUAGACCCUAGCACUUCUGAUGAAUCUCUCAAAUUCUACGCGGCUGCGUUGUUACAAGGAUUAACGGCACUCACAUUUAUCCACGAAGCCUAUGCCGUUAAAAAAGGGGAUUAUGUUUUGGUCUGGGCAGCAGCUGGUGGAGUUGGAAAAAUCUUGACUCAAUUGAUUUCGCAGCAAGGCGCUCAUGUUAUUGCCAUUGCAUCCACGGAGGAAAAGUUGGCAUUAGCUAAAAAGUACGGUGCUGAAUAUGGAGUGAACCACCUUACUGAUGAUAUUGUUGAGAAAGUUAAAGAAAUUACCGACGGUAAAGGGGUCAAUGCGUCUUUUGACAGUGUUGGAAAGGACUCGGCAGAGAUUUCUCUUACGUCAUUAGCAAGGAAAGGUACAUUCGUCAGUUAUGGUAACUCUUCCGGAGUUGUUCCACCAUUAUCUAUAAAUAGGUUGUCACCAAAGAAUUUGACUGUUUUAAGGCCUCAAUUGUUGGGAUAUCUUACCACAAGCGAAGAAUGGGAACAUUACGUUCGUUUGUUAUUCAAGCUAAUCGAUUCUGGAGAUUUGAAGAUUGAUAUUCUGAAAACAUAUCCAUUAUCUGAGUAUAAGCAAGCUACAUCUGAUUUAGAAGGAAGAAAGACUACUGGUAAACUCGUUUUGGAAGUUCCACAAUAA